Molecule: messenger RNA, 2692 nt
Organism: Agrilus planipennis (emerald ash borer)
Lineage: Eukaryota; Metazoa; Arthropoda; Insecta; Coleoptera; Buprestidae
Gene: Hrs
Product: hepatocyte growth factor-regulated tyrosine kinase substrate
Exons: 8
Coding region: 161-2356 (731 amino acids)
Molecular function (GO): phosphatidylinositol binding; metal ion binding; ubiquitin binding
Source: RefSeq, a predicted model, not a curated record
UCAGCUGUAAUCUUUAUCAUUAAGCUGUCAAGCAGUGACUAAUUUUACUUUAAAUAAAGGAUUUUGGAGUUUAAUCAACUUUAAAAAGUCUCCAUUUAAUUAGUUUAUUGACUUGUUGUUUCUGUUAAACUUAUUUACUUGUAUAAUAAAGCAAAAAAUCAUGUUUCGAUCCACAGCCUUUGAUAAAUGUUUAGAUAAGGCUACAAGUAACUUAUUAAUGGAAGCUGACUGGCCUUCAAUUUUGCAAAUUUGUGAUUUAGUUCGACAAAACGAUGUACAACCAAAAUACGUUUUCACUUCUUUAAGGAAAAAACUGUUUUCUCCAAAUCCACAUACUGCAUACUACGCCCUACAAGUUUUAGAAAGUUUGGUAAAAAAUUGUGGUGCCCCUAUUCACGAUGAGCUUACUACAAAAGCAAAUUGUGAUAUGCUUCUUGAGUUGACCAAAAAAACUCAACAUGAAAAUGUAAGACAAAAACUUCUAGAACUGAUUCAAGUGUGGAACUUUGCAUUCAGAAAAAAUCCUAAACACAACUCCCUGAAGGAACUUAUGAAUUCACUGAAAGCUGACGGUUACAAGUUUCCAACAUUACGUGAAUCUGACGCGAUGUUUAUGUCCGAUUCCGCCCCAGCAUGGGCGGAUGGCGACGUUUGCCAUCGUUGUAGGGUUGCCUUUAGUAUGGUUCAACGUAAACAUCACUGUCGUGCAUGUGGUCAAGUCUUUUGUGGCCAGUGUUCACAAAAGACCAUCAGUCUACCAAAGUUUGGCAUAGAAAAAGAGGUAAGGGUGUGUGAUUCAUGCUUUGCCCAAGAAACACGACCGGCGACUUCCAAGACCAAUUCAGGUAAACAGGAAGAUAGUCAAUUGCCUGCUGAGUAUUUGGCAAGUUCACUGGCCCAGCAGAGUCAGAUGCCACCCAGGAAAACUGAAGACGAACUACGGGAAGAAGAAGAGCUCAAUUUGGCCAUUGCCUUAAGUCAGUCUGAAGCUGAAGCAAAGGAGAAAGAAAAAAUGAAAGUUACAGCUGAGCUUUUUACUCCCAACAAAGUUGUUUCAGAAGCUCGCCCUAAAGAACGCAGUCCGUCACCUCCUUCAGAGGAGCAAACAAAUCCAGAAUUGGCUCGUUAUCUGGACCGUACGUACUGGGAAAACCGUCAAACCACCGAACAGAAUGAUACCAAACGUGCUACAAGCCCAUCAGCUCCUGCUACAGCCCCUGUUCAAAAUAACGUCUCAAAACCGCAGACCAAUGGUAUCUCAGAUUCAGAAUUGAACGAUUUCAUCGAAACCCUCAAGUCUCAAGUUGAAAUAUUCAUUAAUCGAAUGAAGAGCAAUUCGAGCCGUGGUCGUUCAAUUGCUUGUGACAGCAGCGUCCAAACACUUUUUAUGAACAUCACCGCCAUGCAUUCUCAAUUGCUUCGUUAUAUUCAGCAGCAUGAUGAUCAAAGACUCUACUACGAACGACUCCAGGACAAACUGACUCAAGUAAAGGAUGCGCGCGCAGCUCUAGAUGCUUUGCGUGAAGAACAUCGCGAAAAAUUGAGGAAACAGGCAGAAGAAGCAGAACGUCAAAGACAGCAACAAAUGGCCCAUAAACUGGAAAUUAUGCGUAAGAAGAAGCAAGAAUAUCUCCAGUACCAAAGACAGUUGGCUUUACAACGUAUACAGGAACAAGAACGCGAAAUGCAAAUGAGACAAGAACAACAGAAGCAGCAGUACCUAGUUGGUUCACAAUUUGGAACGUUCAGUGGCUCCCCAGCUCACAAUCAGCCCUUCCCUCCUCCCCAACCUUCUAAUUCUGUUCCUUACAACUAUUCAUAUCCCCAAAUGUCUUUACCUCCCAAUAUGCCUGGGCCUGCUUCUGGUGGACCUGGUCCUCAACCUAUGUGGAAUAAUGCAAACAUGAGAAUGGCAUCAAUGCCUCCUGGAUUUGGUCCUGGCGCCAUUCCCCAAGGGGUGUUACAGAAGAAUCAAUCCCAAGGUUUGCCACCACCUGGCCAGAACACGCCUCUUCCCAAUCAGGUGUUAUCUCAGUCUGCCCAAAGUCUGCCUCAAAUUCCUCAAGGUUUACCGCAAUCUGGACCGCCAGGUAUGCCUCAGCCUGGACCACCAGGUUUGCCUCAGCAUGGUCCAGGUCUGCCUCAGCCUGGACAAAAUUUGCCUCCCCACCCAGGACAAGGUUUACCACACGCUGGUCCUAGUAUUCCGCCUCCUGAGCAACGUGGGCAUCCACAAAGUUUGCCCCAACAUUUACAGAAUUUGUCCCUGACCCAAGGACAAUAUCAGCCACAAGGGGGGCAAGGAUCGAAUCACAACGAAGACGCGCAAACUGCUGAAUUAAUUUCUUUUGAUUAAUAUAAAAGUUUAACAAUGAAAAUAUUCGAUUAAUGUAACUAUUAAUAUAACAGUUUAACAAUGAAAUUAUUGAGUACUCACAAUGUCCUAUAUAUAAUAUAUGAAUGUAAACUAUUUUUCCUUCCCUACACUUAAUUGUAAACAGUGAUUUUAUGCAUGCUUUUAUUUUAUUACCAAAUUAGUUCUAGUUUUAGGUUUUGCAUUAUUCAAAAAUAUAUAUACAUGUAGCUCAAUAAAUUGCAUUUACCUUUUUGUUAAAAUUAAUAGAUAGAAUGUAUUAUUAUUAUACCAGAGCCUCCAAAAAAUUAUGUGGAUAAUAUAAUUAUUGGAAUAUUA